This is a messenger RNA of Trichechus manatus latirostris (Florida manatee), 490 nucleotides long. RefSeq names its product cilia and flagella associated protein 90 (gene CFAP90). The record is from RefSeq and is a predicted model, not a curated record. The coding region runs from base 11 to 490 and encodes 159 amino acids. The transcript is spliced from 3 exons. NCBI's taxonomy places the organism in Eukaryota, Metazoa, Chordata, Mammalia, Sirenia, Trichechidae.
AGGAGGGAACAUGGCCUCGGCGGAGGCGCUGGUCGAGGCCAACGCAGAGGACGAGGAUGAGGAGGAAAUCACGGCUGCCACGCUGCGGGGCCGGCCGCGGCCGCUGCCCAUCUCGGCGCUGUCCGCCUUCAGCUACAUCCCGCCGCGGCGCCAGGACCCCAAGGAGCACAGCUAUUACUACCGCCAGGGCAAGACAGGUGUCAUUUCCCUCUACGACUGUGUUUUCAAGAGGAGCCUAGACUACAAUCAGAUCUCGCACCGCGAUGACCGAGAACACGCGAAAAGCAUCGGGCUGCGUGUGAACGAGGAGGAGCGGGAGCGGCCCGUCGGGGUGCUGACCUCCUCCGUGUAUGGGAAGCGCAUCCACCAGCCGGUGGAGCCGCUGAACCGGGACCACGGCCACGUCAACCACGUGAAGGCCGACUUCUACCGCAAGAGCGACAUCCCCAGCAUCAAGGCCCCUGGCUUCGGGCACAUCUCUCCAGCCUGA